UAUCUAUCUAUCUAUCUAUCGACCUGAACAAGCUUGUUUCGAUGGAGCGCCCAUCUAUCUGCGUAUGUAAUCUGUUGUCUCUUGGAGCGUCGCUGGCCCUCAGGCAAUUGGGCAUAGGAUGCCAAAUUCGUUCUGAGCGGUUGGGGCCGAAUCAUCCUCUUCCUGACGUACACCCACUACAGGCGCCAUACGCCCCCUUCCCCCAAAAGCUCUUGUCGCCAUCAUCUGAAUGGCUGCCGAUGUGCAUUCUGCCCAUGCCAUUCGCUAUGCGCCGCAUGAUCCCCUUGAUGAAUGGCCGGCGGCGAUAGUUGAGCUUGAUGAUUUGCACAGAUCCAUUGGUGGGAAUGGCCUAGAAGGUGAAACAAGCGAGAAGGCCGAGCAGGGUACGUCGCCUCGCCAAGACUGCCGCCGAGCUGCAGGUUGAGUAGCGACUUGGAGCAUUGGCCAGCAGGAGAAUUUAGAAGCGACAGGGAGGCCCAGCGCAUUCCAAUUGUAGGGGCUAGUUAAGGAUAAUCAGCCUACGUACUGCCAAUCAAUUACCGAC
Messenger RNA from Pseudomassariella vexata, 544 nucleotides. RefSeq lists its product as uncharacterized. The transcript has a single exon. Lineage: Eukaryota; Fungi; Ascomycota; Sordariomycetes; Amphisphaeriales; Pseudomassariaceae. The record is from RefSeq and is a predicted model, not a curated record. The coding region runs from base 42 to 308 and encodes 88 amino acids.